Messenger RNA from Paraphaeosphaeria sporulosa, 591 nucleotides. RefSeq lists its product as uncharacterized. The transcript is spliced from 3 exons. The record is from RefSeq and is a predicted model, not a curated record. The coding region runs from base 1 to 591 and encodes 196 amino acids. NCBI's taxonomy places the organism in Eukaryota, Fungi, Ascomycota, Dothideomycetes, Pleosporales, Didymosphaeriaceae.
AUGGGCAUAAAAGCCUUCCAGCCGCAUUUGGAAGGAAAAUACUCUGUUCCCAACCUAGGGCAAUCUAUAGCGCUGCAGCAACGCAGCAUUAUCUUUUCCAUUGUUGACCACUCUGUGGCCGUCAAAGCGAUUGCUUGCGACCUAACACACCGCAAGAUUGUCCUGACAUCCACGGCCAACGCACCAAUUUCAGAGCAGAUUGCUCGUUUCCCUAAGCUCAUGCUUCCAGGAUACGACAAAUCAAAUUCCUCCAGCCCAUUGAUUCUGGCGGGCGACGCUGCUUCCCGGGUACCUACACUGGCCGCAAGAACGAAGCUCUCCUCCAGGGUGAUGCUUUUAUCGCCAGAGAGGCGCACCCGGGCCGCCAUGCCAUCAUUGCAAUCUCAAUCGACUCAAAACACGCGAGGUGGCAUCACGAAACUCCAGCUCAACCCAUUUGACAUCUUUGAGCCCGACGUUCGUAUCCUUGCCACCAACGAGGAGACCACCACGAUCAUCUGCUGGUUCGUCCCCAUCGCAACUCCUCUUGGGCCUCCCGUGUCUGCACAGCUCUGCACGCGGUCUGCUUUUGCUACCCAUCCGGGAGAGUAG